Molecule: messenger RNA, 909 nt
Organism: Cladophialophora immunda
Lineage: Eukaryota; Fungi; Ascomycota; Eurotiomycetes; Chaetothyriales; Herpotrichiellaceae
Exons: 2
Coding region: 1-909 (302 amino acids)
Source: RefSeq, a predicted model, not a curated record
AUGUCUGUCCCUCAGUCCAACGAGGAACGCUUGAAAGCGAGGAAGCCGUUGCCUCCUCCUCAACCCGCAUAUCUACCCACCGCCGGUUCCCCCCUGACGGUCGACCAGGAGCUGUAUCAGUCUAUUCAGCAAAGUCCCAGGGAACUUGUCGAGUCAUUUGUCUUGCCUAUCCGUUCAGGUCGUGCUUGGAAGGCUCCAGCCAAGAGUAUUAUCAGAAUCAGCACGCCUGAGGGGCCUCAAGUUGGGGACUUGAAUAUCUGGAAUGCGAGUAACCCUCGCGAGAGAUUCUGGGCGUCUCGGACAAAACAGCUCCACUCGUCACACGUAACAACAGGUGAUCGCCUCUGGUCCUGCCUACCGUAUAUGCGUCCAUUGUGCACCAUCAUCUCCGAUUCCCUCUCUUGGUACGGAGUGGAUGAGACCGGAGGAAGAGUUCAUGACCUUCUUGGCACCAGAUGCGACCCCUAUAUCAACACCCUACUCUCAGGACCAGAGGCGUCGUACGACUAUCAUUGCCACUCCAACCUCACAAGAGCUGUCUUGCCUUUCGGUCUCAACGAAUCAGAUGUUCACGACGUGAUCAACCUGUUCCAGGUAACGGGUCUGGAUUCGCAGGGCAGAUACUUCAUGAAUCCGUGCCCUGCGCGACCGGGCGACUAUAUCGAAUUUUUCGCCGAGCAGGAUCUCCUGAUGGCUCUGUCAACGUGCCCGGGUGGAGAUCUUUCCUUGUGGGGCUUUGGAAGUGACAGUGAGAAGGAAAUGAUCAAAUGCUGCAGACCACUAAAAGUCGAGGUCUUUAAACUGGCCGAAGAAAGCAAGAUUUUGGCCGGAAAGUGGCAACCUGCGGGACGUCCAGAUUACCAAGGCGUCCAUGGCAUGAUAGUGCCAGAAGGCGAAGUGAGAACAUAG